AUGAUCGCAGAAACUGUCAUUAGUUCACAUUUCACAACCGGUACUGACGAAGAGCUGGCUAUCGACGGCUUUACUUUGGUAACUCGACAAGACAGUAGUACCGUAGAGUCUCUAAGCCAACGAGCCUUUGGUACCGCAAUAUAUAUUCGCAGUAGCAUGGUUCUUGGGCCCUUGAUGGUAUCGAGCAUCUAUGCCUCGCCUCAAGCUCCUAUUGACACCUUGAUUGCUGCGUUGGACGAAAUACUUGUAAACCAUCAAAACACUGCACAUAUACUCGCUGGAGAUUUUAACAUAAAUCUCAACUCCCCAGAGGAUGCUCGCACUUCACGACUCCUACAGUUCUUGGCUACUCAUCGACUACUACCCGCCCUUGCCCCAGAAAUAUCUACAACACGGUCCGGCAUAUCCAUUGACACAUAUUUUACUAAUUUCCCUGCUACGACAUUUACUGCAAACACAUACACCACUACGUUCUAUACGGAUUAUGAAAUCACCUUUAGUGUUUCCUUGACCGUCUGUCUGUCAUGCUUCUGA
Zychaea mexicana is the source of this 534-nucleotide messenger RNA. RefSeq lists its product as uncharacterized. The transcript has 4 exons. Gene Ontology annotation, molecular function: catalytic activity. The record is from RefSeq and is a predicted model, not a curated record. Lineage: Eukaryota; Fungi; Mucoromycota; Mucoromycetes; Mucorales; Lichtheimiaceae. The coding region runs from base 1 to 534 and encodes 177 amino acids.